AUGCGUCAGGCGUCCUGCACACUACCAGCGCAGGCCCUGAAUCUAAGAGCCUUGAAAACGGGACGCAGACCCUCCGCGCUGCCCAGCCGCUGGCCGUGCGACUCCCGCCUCUCGCUGUCCACCUUGCUCCAGGGCGUGGAUUCCUUGGUCCUUGAAAGUGUGAUGUUCGCCAUCCUUGCGGAGCGGUCCCUGGGGCCCCAGCUCUACGGAGUCUUUCCAGAGGGCCGGCUGGAGCAGUACAUCCCAAGUCUGCCACUGAAAACGCGAGACCUUCGAGAGCCCAUGCUGUCAGCAGCCAUCGCCACGAAGAUGGCCCGGUUCCAUGGCAUGGAGAUGCCCUUCACCAAGGAGCCCCACUGGCUGUUUGGGACCAUGGAGCGGUACUUAAAGCAGAUCCUGGACCUGCCCCCCACUGGCCUCCCCCAGAUGAACCUGCUGGAGAUGUAUAGCCUGAAGGAUGAGAUGGGCAAGCUCAGGAAGUUGCUCGACUCUACCCCAUCACCAGUAGUGUUCUGCCACAACGAUAUCCAGGAAGGGAAUAUCUUGUUGCUCUCAGAGCCAGAAAAUGCCGACAGCAUCAUGUUGAUCGACUUUGAGUACAGCAGCUACAACUACAGGGGCUUUGACAUUGGGAACCAUUUUUGUGAGUGGGUUUAUGAUUAUACGCACGAGGAGUGGCCUUUCUACAAAGCACGGCCUGCAGACUACCCCACGCAGGGACAGCAGCUCCACUUUAUUCGCCAUUAUCUGGCAGAGGCAAAGAAAGGCGAGCUCGUCUCCCCAGAGGAGCAGAGGAAACUGGAAGAAGAUUUGCUGGUAGAGGUUAACCGAUAUGCUCUGGCAUCCCACUUCUUUUGGGGUCUCUGGUCCAUCCUCCAGGCAUCCAUGUCCACCAUAGAGUUCGGUUACUUGGAGUACGCCCAGUCUCGGUUCCAGUUGUACUUCCAGCAGAAGGGGCAGCUGACCAGCCUCCAACCCCCAUCCUGACUCUCCACCCCACAGCUGCUUGGAGUUCCCAGAGCCUCCCCUGCAGGACCUUGGGGGGGAGGGGCAAAGAGCAGGAGGCCCUGGGGACCCCCGAGCCUCCAGUGAGAUGGGCAAGGAGGGUGAUCUCUUCCCCAAGUUUGAGCAGGUCCCCAGGAGCGGGAACCCCUGGACUGUGUACCUUGAAACAAUAAACGAGCUUCUUCCUUCA
Molecule: messenger RNA, 1195 nt
Organism: Myotis davidii
Lineage: Eukaryota; Metazoa; Chordata; Mammalia; Chiroptera; Vespertilionidae
Gene: CHKB
Product: choline kinase beta
Exons: 10
Coding region: 1-987 (328 amino acids)
Biological process (GO): CDP-choline pathway; phosphatidylethanolamine biosynthetic process
Cellular component (GO): cytoplasm
Molecular function (GO): choline kinase activity; ethanolamine kinase activity
Source: RefSeq, a predicted model, not a curated record